UACUAGCACUGAUGCCGUCCCAGCUCUGGGUGAAAGGCAAUUCGCACCCCAAGUGCAUGAGUGAGUUGAGGCUAGCUGGCUCUUCGAGAAUUCAGCAGAGUAAGUGCUGACCAGAGGCGACGUCCACCGUCCGCCCAGCUAUCGACAAAGGGCGUACACGUAUGCCACGCCUAUGCAGCCUGCCACCGCCGACACCGGCAGUCCUCGAGCAGCUAGAGCUCGCACCCUUACCUCUGUACCAGCGGACAACCUCUUCUCUUCAUUUUCUAGCGCGACGCUCACCAGCCUAGAUGAAGUGGCAGGCGUGACCCAAACGCAAGUAUCAUGGAGAAGCCAGCCUCAGGCGGACAACAGCAUGGCGGACGGCGUUGCAAUGAGCACGGAAGUGCCCCACCUUGUUCAAGCUCCAACGAAUUCUUUAGGCUCAGAGCAAGCCGACCAAGAAGUAGCCACGACUUCAAGUAGAGGGGCAAGGUACCGCAGCACUUCUGACCCUAGAGGAGCGUCUUCCGAUUCCGAAUUUCGAGCAGAGCACACCUCAAGACCCGAGCGAAGGAAUUUGCCGAACCUGUGGAGGGCGACGACGAACUGGUUCACUCGGUCUAGAUCACCAUCUCCGAGAAUUCGAAGUGCUACUGGAGGUGAAGGUGGUCUUCGUGCCGUCAUAGAUCGUGUGCGAUCGCGCAACGAAGAGCGACGAGAAGCGUCAAGGGAGGGCGUCGUUCCAUCCUCGACACGGUCGCGGCUAUCCUUUCCCAUGACGCGCACCUCCGCGGUGCAAGCGCAAGAUGCAAGUCGGGACAUCGUCGGCACUGAGUGGGGCUUUGCGCCCGAAGAGUCCACCAGAACGAUGACUGCAGUCACGCGAUCUUCCCCGCCCGCCGGCACCCAUAUUCUCCUCCCUGCUCCUCGCACGGACCGACGUCGCUCAGCAUUGACAAGUUCUGGCAGACAAUCCGGUGAGAGGGUCUAUGCCGACAGGAGAAGAGUCUCUUUCCGCUCUCCAGGUCAACAGUCGAAUUUGCCAUCGGAAGCUUCCAGGGAUGAAGAAUUGAGGUCCAGCGUGAGAGGAGCUGCCAGGUACUCUGGAUCCCUUGCCGGUCCAUCCCUCGCGCCACAAACAGUGCCAGAGUCUGACCAAACGACUGGACAGGCAGAAACUGCUCUGCAAGCUGCGCUGAGAAGAGCACGGAACGAUUUUCCACGUUUGUACGACCUAGCAGAAGCAGGCAGGUCCUCGCAGAUCGGCCUGAGACUUGUGCCACCCGAACUCAACACCACCUUGUACGGGUCAGAUGCCGUGCGCGCCGUACGCGCUGCAGCCAUCGACGCUGAGCGCCAUAUUGAAGACAUACUGGCGCAAUUGAGCCAGCCUUUGCAGGGUCACGGCGCAGGUGCGCCGUUCAGGAUUCAUCGCCGACAGCUCGAUCAGCACGUAGCAUCGGCAUGCCGUGCUGUACGUGAAGAGCUUGAACGGUGUUCCGCAGAGGCAUUGCGCAAUCACCUGUUGAAUCCCUACAACUUGGCAUACUUGAUGUCAACUCAAGUCGUCCGUCUUGCUGAGGAGACUUUGCGCGCAUACACCCCAAUGUGGGGCUGGUACGAAUUGUUCCGUUAUUGGCGAUUCGUCCUUGAGCAACGUGUAUCCCUUCUUCGACUAUGGAUCUCCACUGUUGAUCGCGAAAGCUGGAGACAAAAUGCCCACGGAAUCGUGCUGCUGACGGGCGGCGUUGGCUUGGUGCAGGGCAGUCUGCUCGAAAUGGAGUCAGCAAUAGGCGUUCAACCCGACCUAAUUUAGGGACGUUUGAGCCAACGACUCCCACAUCCGUGGAAAUCAGCGCAGCUCUUUCCUUAAAUCGUGGCGCUAGCACUCAUCUUUCCUCGCAUGUCUUGCCUAGUACUCGCAAAAUCCGACUGCUCCUCCGCAGUGCUUAUCACACUUCUCUAGUCCAAAUUCUGAGUGACAUUAGACAGCUUCUACCCUACAUACAGUCAACUGCAAUGCACAUCGUUCCUACCAGGUAGU
Molecule: messenger RNA, 2026 nt
Organism: Ceraceosorus guamensis
Lineage: Eukaryota; Fungi; Basidiomycota; Exobasidiomycetes; Ceraceosorales; Ceraceosoraceae
Exons: 1
Coding region: 173-1798 (541 amino acids)
Source: RefSeq, a predicted model, not a curated record